This is a messenger RNA of Thermochaetoides thermophila DSM 1495, 4230 nucleotides long. Its product is annotated as ATPase-like protein. Gene Ontology annotation, cellular component: fungal-type vacuole; membrane. NCBI's taxonomy places the organism in Eukaryota, Fungi, Ascomycota, Sordariomycetes, Sordariales, Chaetomiaceae. The transcript has a single exon. Bases 1 to 4230 code for a protein of 1409 amino acids. Gene Ontology annotation, molecular function: ABC-type peptide transporter activity; ATP binding; ATP hydrolysis activity. Gene Ontology annotation, biological process: transmembrane transport. The record is from RefSeq and is a predicted model, not a curated record.
AUGCUUUCCGUCCAGUUUGUUAUACUCACCCUGAUUCCCGAUGUCAUCGAAGAAAUCUGGCCUCUCCUCUUUGUCUGGGGGCUCGGCGUUGGUCUCCCCCUUGCAUCCCUUAUCGUCAUGCUUAACAUGCCACUUCGAGACCCUUUAUUGGACAGUUCUGGUAUCGGAAAACCGUUUACUGAACCCACGGCUUCUGUUCGUAGCCCCGAAGAUAUCAUUACUUUGUGGCAAUGGAUGACCGUGUCUUGGAUGGCGCCUUUGAUUCGAAUUGGCUACAAGCGGCAGCUGAACAACGAGGAUGUCUGGUCUCUCGCAUACGAGUUUCAACAUGACCGGCUGCACAGGCUGUUCCGCGAGGUUCCUGGGACAGUUCUCGCACGGCUUCUAAAAGCCAACGGUCUGGAUCUCGUUAUUAUUUGUUGUCUGGGAAUAUGCGAGACAUGCCUCGACCUGGCGAGUCCGGUCUUGCUCAAGCAGUUGCUCGGCUCACUUACAGCAGCUCCCCCAAACUACCGAGCCGCCAUUGCCUACGCCGGAAUUACCCUCAUUACUAGGCUGAUCAAGACUCAAUCUGGAGUAUUCAGUCUUUGGUAUUCCCGUCGGGCAUAUGAACGAUGUCGAGGAGAAAUGAUUACUAUGAUUCAUGAGAAAACACUCAAGCGGAAAGCCUUUACUUUCCCCAGCGGAAACACGUCCGUUCCAUCUUCAGCCGAAGAGCAGCAAGAAUCGCAUCAAGAAGGCAUUUCAACUGCAACAACAUUAACUGAUGACGAAUCUGACAGUGAUAAUGACGGUGAUAAUAAGAGCUCCGGUCUUAGUGUAGUUGAAAGACUCAGACUCCUUCUGCGUCGCGGUUACAGAAAGUUCAUCAGGUCGGAAUCUAAUGCAGAAACGCCCACAGAAAGCGCCUCGCCUGCAUCAACAGGAAAAAUCCUCAACCUAAUGCGCAACGACGCCUAUGAAGUUGCCCAACGAUUUUGGGAAGCCGCAGGUCUUAUUACAAAGCCCCUUAACUUCAUCAUCUCACUCGUGUUAAUCUGGAACAUCCUGGGCCCAGCGUCCCUAUCGGGAAUUCUCGUCUUAGUGACUGGCAUGGCCUUCAACAUGGGGCUCAUGCGUAUGUUGCUGCGCAUUGAACAAGAUCGCCGCGAGGUAACCGACACGAAGCUCCAACGGACAAGCCAGUUUGUCGAGGCCAUUCGGCACCUACGAUGGUACGCUUGGCAAAAUGCCUGGCUGGAAAAGAUCAUGGAAAGUCGGCGUGAUGAAUUAUCCAAACGGAUUAAGGGCAAUAUCGUCAUGAAGGCAAUUUCCAUAGUCAACUCUCUCGCGGCAUAUCUCUUCCCGGUUGCCGGUUUUUGGGCAUUUGCCAUCGUGUCCAAGAAGCCAUUAACUGUGGACGUGGCAUUCCCUGCACUCGACUUGUUCAGUACGUUGCAAGACAGUCUAAGGGAACUUCCUGACCUGAUCACGGUCUUGUUAAAUGCGAGAGUGGCAAUGAUGAGAAUUGAGAAGUUCAUGUUGGAGCCAGAGAAGGAAGAUUUGGAGGAAAGCGGUGGCGAAGGAGAAGCUGGUGUCUGUCCCCUGGAAGAGCUCGAGGUUGUCCUCAAGGACGCUUCGUUCUCUUGGCCUGGUGCAGCGAAGAGGGUGUUGAGGAACGUUUCAGUAACUUGCCGUCCAGGUCUGACACUGGUAUGCGGCAAGGUGGGCAUCGGGAAGUCGGCAUUGCUCCAGGCUGUUCUUGGCGAGAUGGACCAGCACGGUGGCGAGAGGGUAGUGCCCCGGGAGAUGAUCGGGUACUGUGCCCAGAGCCCGUGGUUGGAGAGCAUGAGCAUUCGGGAGAACAUCUUAUUUUCAUCCAUCUACGACAAAACUCGAUUCGAACAGGUACUGGAUGCUUGUUGCCUCCGGGAAGAACUUGACAAGUUCCGUUGCAAGGAUCUCACUCUUAUUGGAGAGAAUGGAGUUGGACUGUCGGGAGGUCAGCGAGCACGAGUAGCUUUAGCAAGAGCCAUCUACAGCCGAGCACGGAUCCUACUGCUCGAUGAUCCUAUUGCUUCUUUGGACCAUCAAACGGCCACCAGGAUCAUGAAAAACCUGUUUUCCGACAAAAACUGCCCCCUAACCGCUGGUCGGCUUGUCAUCUUUGUCACUCACCGCAUCGAUAUUGCUACCCCUUAUGCAAACCAAGUCAUUGAGAUCCUGGAUGACGGCCGGAUCGAAACGUUUGACAGAACAGAGUUGGAAAGCAACGAGGAAGAGCUACAACACCUAGCUAGCCUGGUUCGCUCCGCCACCCAAGCAACCCUCUCAGCUCACGGAUCACGCUCGGAAGAAGAAGAACCGGUCCCUGAUAAGUUCAUCGAGGACGAGCACCGCGUAAAUGGCGGGGUCCUGGCAUCAGUAUAUUGGCAAUACGUCAAAGCUGGCCGCCUGCGAUGGUGGGCAGUCGUAAUCUUUUUCUUCACUCUCUUCAGGCUCGUCAGGUUGGCGUACUUCUGGUUUCUUAAAGAAUGGGGUGAGAAAUAUGACGAAGAAACCGAAGCUCGUUACCGACUCACUCAUCUCAGUUUCCAAGGAGAUCUUCAGCGUCUUAAUCCUGCUCGUCACGCGCUUCAAACUGCGAGCAUCCCCAGUGCCGAGAAAUGGCUGGAUUUCAUGCCUUCACCCGCCGCCGAUGUGAAACCAUGGUUGUUGGGAUUUUUGCUCUUAAGCUUCGGGCAAGUCUUCACAUUGGCCCUUUCUGACAUCGCUCUCGUGGUCAUUGUCUAUCAAGCAGGCAAAAACCUUUUCCAGAGGGCCAUGCAUCGAGUUGCAAACGCUACUUUCAGAUUCUAUGAUGUUACCCCUGUUGGACGGCUCAUGAACAGACUGACAUCAGACAUGGGUACCGUGGACGGACAGAUAGCAGGCCAACUCAUGUCCGUGGCAUGGUUUGCACUCGGAUGGCUGUCGUCGAUUGCGGUUAUCGCUACUACUACUCCUCCCUUCCUCCUCAUUAGCAUGACCAUGACCGCACUGUUCAUCCUCAUCUUCAAUCGGUUUUUGCCCACAUCUCAGUCUCUCCGUCGGCUUGAGACGGUGUCACUUUCGCCUCUCAUGUCUAACUUCGGCACACUAGUUGAAGGACUGACCACAGUGCGUGCUUUCCAUGCGGAGCAUCACUUCCAAAAUCGUGUGGUUGCGAAUACGGAUACGUUCCAGAAAAUGGAUCAUAUCUACUGGUGUCUUCAGGCUUGGCUCCAAUACCGCUUCGACCUCCUCUCUGCACUCAGCACCUUCGCUCUGACACUCACAGCAAUUCUCUCAGGCUUGUCAAGUGGCACUGUUGGUUUCGUACUCGCCUCUGCAUCUAAUUUUGUUCAGGCCACCCAUAGCCUCUGUCGUCGUUACGGCGAGAUGCAGAUGCAAUUUGUGAGUGUCGAACGAUUAAUCGAGCUUCUUGGCUUGGAGCAAGAACCUUGCGGAAACAUCAAGCCACCAGCGUCUUGGCCAUUGUACGGCGACGAUAUUAUUUUUGACAAAGUCACUCUGCGAUAUGCCCCUGAACUGCCCCCCGUCCUGGAGAACGUCAGUUUUAGGAUACCUGGUGGUGCGAAUGUUGCUGUCACCGGCCGGACGGGCUCAGGCAAGAGCACCCUUGCUCUCAGUUUGCUUGGCAUCCUUCAUCCUGAUCACCGGGGCGGUGGCAGCAUUUGCAUUGGUGGUGUCGACCUCGCCAACGUGGACAAGCAAGCGCUUCGCCGGAAUAUCACGUUUGUUGCGCAGGAUCCGGUUCUCUUCCCCGGCACGCUACGGGAUAACCUGGACCCGUUGGGUGAGCACAGCGAUGAGGAGUGUGCGUUGGUCCUCAACAAAGUGCUCAAUGCAUCGGGACUGGCAUCAUCCAACUCAGAUGGGAGUAUCGAAAGGUUUUCACUCGACACCCGCGUGGAUGGAGGUGGCAAGAACUUGUCUCAGGGCCAGAGGCAGCUGGUGGGACUGGGAAGAGCCAUGCUGCGCAGAAGUCCCAUUGUUAUUAUGGACGAGGCAACGGCCAGCAUUGAUGGGGAGACGGCGAUGUAUAUCCAUCGGCUGUUGAGGGAAGAGCUCAAGUACAGCACGGUCAUCACAAUUGCGCACAAAGCUGAGGCUGUUGCAGACGCGGAUUUUGAGAUUGUGCUGGAUAGGGGACGGGUAAUCAAGGCUUGUCCGAGAAGGACGGAAAGCCAAAUCACUUCGGUAGCAUGA